CAAGGCUGUGGAAGGUGGAAUGCAACGUUAGAGUAUAAAUACCUGUGCGGAAAUAUAUCAUCAUGAUACUGUUGCCAGUGAAACGGGGCGCUGUCCGGGAGGAAUUUCCUAUUUAGUCGGACCAGUAGAAGGAGGUAUUUUCAGGACACCUUCGGUUCCAUUGUCUCUGCCCUCAACGCCCUGGUGGCAUCAUCUCAUACUCCCUUCAACGCCGUCUUCUCUCUGGAUUCGCCGAGAAACUAAGAGCAGGCCUCUUCAUUCGUUUAAUUUGAGAUACCAAGCCCUUCAGCUACAAUGUUCUUCAAGCUUGCACUCUUCACCUUGUUUUCGCUAGGCUUUGCUAAUGCAAUUCCAUCUGGUGGAAACGCCGCUAUCGCUCGUCGCCAAGCAGCAACUUCCUCCCUCAUUGCUGUCCCUCCCACAGUCACUACAACGAUGUCCAUCCAAACUGCAAAUGGUCCAAUGAAUGAGAUCUGUGUCCUCACAUUCACCCCUGUUGGCAACCAAAUACAGGAGGUUCAGAAUUGCACCAUGUCGAUGGGCGGGAGUGUGGUAUCGAGCUUGAUUUUCAAUCCAUCCUCUACAGCCAGUAUUGCGUCUACUUCAACCAGCGCUUCUAUAUCUGCGACCCCUACCGUUCAAGCUGCAUUCUCCAUGCCUGGGAGGUCGUUACAGGUGUUGCCGGUGGGACUUGGAGUGUUUGGAAGCAUUACGGGUAUCACCAUCAUCAUCGUAGCCUUGGUUACUCUCGAGCGUGUUCGUUAUCGCAGGGUCUUCAGGGAACGUAGACUGGCCGAACAGGGUGCUAUGAUGGGUUACACAGCCAACUCGAUAGAGUACAAGGUCUAGGGUAAUGCGGAUCGACAAAUCAAUUAUCAGUCACUUCAAGUUUGUUUGGGCAUUCCGUUGAUCGGCUACAUGUUUCAAAGACACUCCUCGCCAAAUGCUAUCGGCGUGCCUUGCUGUGCCCGGAAUAAUAGUAGUGCAUCAUCACUGUAAUCCCUGGCGGAAUUUCAGGCUGGCUCGGUUGUAACUUCACGCAAGAGCUCGAAAGGCACUGUACCGCAAUGGGUUAUAAAUUGCUACUAUGGAGACACAAUAUGACUAGAAUUUGUGAGAACCAAAAC
Molecule: messenger RNA, 1127 nt
Organism: Suillus clintonianus
Lineage: Eukaryota; Fungi; Basidiomycota; Agaricomycetes; Boletales; Suillaceae
Exons: 4
Coding region: 295-849 (184 amino acids)
Source: RefSeq, a predicted model, not a curated record